Messenger RNA from Salarias fasciatus (jewelled blenny), 3132 nucleotides. It is a transcript of the gene bcl6ab, whose product is annotated as BCL6A transcription repressor b. The transcript has 9 exons. Gene Ontology annotation, molecular function: protein binding; DNA-binding transcription factor activity, RNA polymerase II-specific; RNA polymerase II cis-regulatory region sequence-specific DNA binding. Bases 30 to 1961 code for a protein of 643 amino acids. Lineage: Eukaryota; Metazoa; Chordata; Actinopteri; Blenniiformes; Blenniidae. The record is from RefSeq and is a predicted model, not a curated record. Gene Ontology annotation, biological process: regulation of transcription by RNA polymerase II.
UUCUUAGAACUGGAUUCUCAGAACUGGUGAUGCACAGAGUUUCGAGGAAACUUUUACAAGAUUGUGACAACAUGGCCAUGGCUGCAGAUGGCUGCAUUCAGUUCACACGCCAUGCAGGCGACGUCCUGCUCAACUUCAACCGCCUCCGCAGCAGAAACAUCCUGACUGACGUCACCAUCCAGGUGGACGGGCAGCAUUUCUGCGCACACAAGGCCAUCCUGGUAGCCUGCAGCGGCUUCUUCUACUCUGUGUUCAUGGAUCCUAAGAACGCCAACCUCAGUGCCAUCAGCUUGGAUCCCAAAGUCGACCCCAAGGGUUUCUCCCUCCUGCUGGACUUCAUGUACUCCUCCUGUCUGAACCUGAACGACGGAAACGUCCUGGCCACCAUGAACGCAGCGGUCUACCUCCUGAUGGAGCAUGUGGCUGACACCUGCCACAGGUUCAUCAAGUCCAGGCAUCAGUCUCUCAACGUGCAGAGCGAAGAGGUACAGAGCAGCUCCAACUACCUGGUGGAGGACGGCUCUGUUCAGCCAAACUUCAAAAGCACCUGUGCACAAUCGUCCACUCCUGUCCCGGAGUGCAAGGGCUACAUACCGAACGUCUUCAGGGGAAUCAACACCUCCGGCUCCUAUCAUGUGUACGGUGACCUCCAUGUCCCGGCUGAAAAGCUGGAGGCUCCUCACAAGACCAGAUGCUCCCAGGUCCCCAGCGCCAGCGCGGCUCACCACGAGUCCACCUACAGCACGGCCCACUCGGUGCCCCCCCACCCCGGCUUCCACCCCACCGUCAUCCGACCAGAAGUGGCUUACGACAGGCUCCAAGGGCCCUCCUCUGCCAUGGAGCAGGAUCCCAUCCAGCACCCGCAGACCAGCUGUCUGAGACUGUCUCCGGGCUUCAGCAAAGGCGUGAUCUCGAGCCCCCAGAGCCCCCUCAGGUCCGACUGCCAGCCAAACUCGCCCACCGAGUCCAGCUGCAGCAGGAACGCCAGCGUCGGCAUCAAACAGCCCUCAGACUGCCCCAAAGACGUCAAGGCCCGCAACUGGAAGAAAUACAAGUUCAUCGUCAUGAACCAAACCCCUGGCGAGAACGACAAGGGGGCGCCGGAGAGCAGCGGCGAGGCCGGGGCGGCGUCUCCUUCACUGAGCCCCUGUGGGAGCAGCGUCCCAGACGUACACGGCGAGGUGCAGACAGAGGAGGGAGCCACUGAGCACAAAGAAGCCAUCCACACCCCUCAGAGAGGAGACGGCAGCCGUCAGCGGUGCUCCUCCUGCAGCUGCGAGAGUCCGCAGCACAUGGAAACGGGUCACCUUUCUCCUGAGUCCUACAGCAGAGAGGACACGACCAAGCUACACUCAGAUUACUCCUCGUCCUCCAGCUGUGAAGCCAACUCGUACUUCUGUAACGGGUGUGACUCCAAGUUCUUGGAGGAGGACUCGCUGAAGGAGCACACGGUCCAGGCCCACAGCGACAAGCCCUACAAGUGUGACUGCUGCCAGGCGGCCUUCCGCUACAAGGGCAACCUGGCCAGCCACAAGACCGUUCACACCGGUGCAAAGCCAUACCACUGCAACAUCUGCGGCGCUCAGUUCAACCGACCUGCCAAUCUGAAGACCCACACCCGCAUUCACUCCGGAGAAAAGCCAUACAAGUGUGAGACGUGCGGCUCCAGGUUUGUCCAGGUGGCACAUCUUCGUGCCCAUGUUCUGAUUCACACAGGAGAGAAACCGUACCCCUGUGAAAUCUGUGGAACGCACUUCCGCCAUCUUCAGACACUCAAGAGCCACAUGCGCAUUCAUACCGGAGAGAAGCCUUAUCAUUGUGAAAAAUGCGACCUCCACUUCAGACACAAGAGUCAGCUGAGGCUUCACCUCCGGCAGAAGCACGGCGCAGUCACCAACACCAAGGCUCAGUACCGCCGGUCUCCCUCCAACGCCAUGGCGGGCCUGGUGGCCUCCUGCUGAGCACGUCUCAACAGUUGUCAAAAGAUUCUGUGUUUAUUUUUUUUGUAUAAAUACGAACAGAAAACAGAGUUGAUAUGUAUAUUUGCCCUUUAUGUAUUUUGCAGACGAUGCACAUGACUCUACGUAAGCUCUUCGGUAUUUCAAAGAUUGUGGAAGUAUCUGCUUUCAUUGUGAAUGUCCAACAGCAGAAUGUACACUUUGAAUGUGAAUUUGACAAGGUAUUACUCAACAGAAUAUCUGCAUUGAAGGACUGUCCUCACUUUUAUUUGUGUUGAGAGUCACUGUUACACUUUGGCUUCAGACAUCGGUAUGAAACCUGGCCAACACGGUGGUCUUACUUCGUCUUAUGCUUCAUGAGACUGAUCCUGUAAAUAAGAUAAUAUAUAUUUUGGGAUUGCCAUCUGCUGGCAGAGUACGACAAUAUUCAUGUUAAGUACGUUGUUUUUCUUACAUGCAGCAAGCUUCACUGACUGUCAGUAACACACGGCUUGUCAUUUCGCCAUGUUGUAGUUUGUGGUACUUACUGUAAUGUGUACAUAGCGUCUUUCAUUCAAGAAGUUUUAUUGUACAUAUUUUCUUUUUUCAGCCGUUUCUCGGUUCCUGUCGGUAUUUUGCACACCCAUAAUGCUGUAAUACAUAUAUUUUCAUACUUGUUAUUCAAAUAUUUCUACUUAAACUGUUGUGGCCAUGUUAAGCCCCAUUCCCAGCACUUGUCAUAACCUUAUUUAUAUUUUUCUCUUCUUUGCUAAACUCUUUUACAUUUGGUGCUGAAGUGAUCCAUUUUUUUCAGACCCGGGUCAUUUCUGUUUUUAACCUGACCUGCUGCACUCAUUCAUAGUGCCUUACAUUCACACUUUUCUUUGGUUACGUCCCCAAAGUAACCUGAAUGGUAUCAAAACAGCAGCAGCAGUAUGUCUGAACAGCUCUGGACACAGAUUUCCAUUUCUGCAGUGGUGCUCGGCCCAGCUGUCAUCUGCAUGCACGUCGAGGUACUUUUGUAUUACGAAGCUUAUAAUCCGUUGUGUGUGUAGCUUUUUGAAAUGCAGAUACACCAGGCCCCAAGCUAAAAACACUCAGGAAUAUUAAGCAAAUGUCUUUGUAAACUGCAGAUUAUAUAUAUAUAUAUUAAAUAUAUAUGAAUAACAUAAAAAUAAAAGGUUUAUGUAGCAUA